AUGAAUACCUUACGCAAUCUUAUUUUAAUGAAUACACCUGAAGAUUUUGAUCAAGGUUUGGAAUUAAUAAAUACAACUCCAGUAGAAAAUAUUCAACGUAUCUUAGAUGUAAUGUACGAUCCAAAUAAUAAAAUUGAAGAUAUGGUCGAAAUUCGUGAAGAUAUUGAUAAAAUGCUUGACGAUAUUGAUUUAGAACAUAAUCAUGUUGUUUUAAUAUUUCAAACAUUAAGAUUAUUAAAAGAGCAUACACAUCGACUAAUUUUAAAACCAACUGAUUUACAAGAGUUUUUAAUAAAAAAAUUAAAAUUAAAUGAUUAUGUUACUGAAAUGAUUUUAAAGGCAUGGAGUCAAAAACCAAAUCGUGUGUUAAAUAAUCUAAUUAAUGGUCAAGAAUUGGAUCAUGUUUCUUGGGAACUAUCUGUUGGGUUUGCUGAAAAUAAUGUUCAAAUGGCACCAACACCCAAAGCUAAAAUACAAUUUUCUAUUAUGGAUAAUGAACAUAAACAAAAAGAAAUUAGUUUAGAUGUAAAUCAUGCUCAAGUUUCAGAAUUGUAUCAUAAAUUGGAAUCAAUACAACAUCUUUUAGAUAGAAUAAAAUAAUAGUAUUAUAUACGGAGUUUUUAUUUUCACGAGUCACCUAGAGACUAAAAUUUAAUCGCGUUAUAUCAAUUAUU
Molecule: messenger RNA, 674 nt
Organism: Chrysoperla carnea
Lineage: Eukaryota; Metazoa; Arthropoda; Insecta; Neuroptera; Chrysopidae
Exons: 2
Coding region: 1-600 (199 amino acids)
Source: RefSeq, a predicted model, not a curated record